Rhizophagus irregularis DAOM 181602=DAOM 197198 is the source of this 510-nucleotide messenger RNA. Lineage: Eukaryota; Fungi; Glomeromycota; Glomeromycetes; Glomerales; Glomeraceae. The record is from RefSeq and is a predicted model, not a curated record.
AUGAACCAAAAUGAGAAUACGAGAAAUGUUGGGCAUUUGAGUGCAGAGCGCAUUCGAAAUCUUGAAGUCAUUGAAAAGAUGAUCGUUGAACUAAUGGAUACGGCAGCUGAAGCGAUUAUGGGUUUGGCAUUGGACGGACAUAUCAGCAACAACGAUGAAGAGACAUCAAAAACAGAGCUCACGGUAAAAAAGCGAAGCCCCGAAGAACAGAUCGAGAUUUUUCAAAAUUUGACAAAAAAAUUUAAUGAUUUAAUAGAUGUAGGCAAAUAUAUUAAUAUACAAGUUGGAUUACGUCUUCAAUUUCGCCAAAUGCGAAAUAUGGGAAUAACAUCGGGAGAUAUUCCAAUCAGGACAGUUACUUAUGGUGAAGCCAAAGAAUAUGAAACUUGGAUGAACGCGGCAAAAAUUUUAAGGAAGGAACUUGAGAAGAUUAUGGACAUCGGAACCGCUGCUGGAGGGUUACAAGAUAUGAAAAAUGAUAAUAUGGAAAAUAUGGAAAUUGACGAAUAG